CCGGCCAAGCGUGCACGCACCAGCGAUCCCACCGCAGCCGAAGACGCGUCCAGCUCCACUCCAGCCAGCGCGCCCGCCCAGCUGCCCUCAGCCCGUCUGCAACCCCCCACCCCUCUCAUGUCCGCGAUGGCGGCGGCGGCGCCUCGCCCGCGCCUCGACUCCGUCCUCAGCUUCGGCGACGCCAUGCCCGGCGCCGGCGCCGACCGCCCGGCCGCGGACGACGAGCUCGCCACGCUCGCCUCCUCCGACGCUGGCAGCGAAUACGACUACGACGACGACGACGCCGCGGGGUUCGAGUUCGCCUUCGCGCCCCCGCUCGCGGCGCCUGGGAGCAGCGCCGGGGACGUCCUGGACCUCGCGUCGGCCGACGACCUCUUCGCGCACGGCCGCAUCCUCCCGGCGUACCCGGUCUUCGACCGCCACCUCCUCGAAAGCGACGGCGAGGCCGCGCCGGCGCCGGCCGCGCCGCAGGCCUCCUCCACGGCGCCGACCUCGCCGGACACCUACUGUGCGUGGGCGCCGCGGUCCGCGCCGGGCUCCCCGACGCGGGACCCGGCCCCGCCGUUCCCCAAGUCCGCCUCCACGGGGGAGGCGCGCCGCUUCUGGCGCCUCCGCGGCCUCGUGUCCGGCGGCGGCGGCCGCUCCCACAGCGACGGCAAGGAGAAGUUCGUGUUCCUCCAGCCUACCACGCCGUCCAAAACGGCCGGGAACAAGACGACGGUGGACGGCGACAGCAGGCGGCCGGCUGCCAAGCCGUCGGCGCCCCUGCAGAAGCAGAGCAAGAAGAAGAGCAGCAAGGCCGCCGGCGCUGCAGCGACCGAGAUGGACAUGGCCACCGCGCACAAGCUCUUCUACGGCAAGCCGGGCGGCGGCGCGCUCGCCGGCGACAGGAGGCAGCAGCAGCAGCAGUCCUACCUCCCCUACCGCCCGGGGAUCGUCGGCUUCUUCACCGCCGCGCACGCCCUCGGCCGCUCGCACCACCCCUACUAGCUACCUACCGCCGACGAUCAUUCCACUCGCUUCAAUCGGGAUCAAUAAGGCCCUCGAAGAAGAAAGAUUAUUUCGUUCAUUUUUUUCCCUUCGAUUUUAGGCGAAGAGCUCAUUGUUCUAUCGCCAUUUUUCGUGUACAU
Molecule: messenger RNA, 1130 nt
Organism: Panicum hallii
Lineage: Eukaryota; Viridiplantae; Streptophyta; Magnoliopsida; Poales; Poaceae
Exons: 1
Coding region: 118-990 (290 amino acids)
Source: RefSeq, a predicted model, not a curated record